UUUUGUAAGAUCCUACAUUAGAAAGAAAAUAGAUAAAGCUUCAAAGGAUAUACAUAGAGAAAUACAUGAAAAAACGUCUCAUGUGAUAUUUGAGAAGAAUCUUCCAAUCUGCGGUCAAGCAGUGGUAACGCAUACUAUAGUCAUCUGAAUUUUUCAGGAGAAUGUACUCUCAAGUGCUCGGAAGUACAAAACAUUGGAAUAUAUAAAGUGGAAUGAAGGCUUUGUAUCUGGAAGUGUUUAUCCACGAGACGAAAAUCUUACGGCCUUAUGUUCGAAAAUCUAUAAGGAAUUCCUCUGGACAAAUCCGUUACAUCCAGAGCUUUUCAUUGAUAUUCGAAGAAUGGAAGCUGAAGUCGUACGCAUGUGUGUCACAAUGUUUCAUGGAGAUAAAGACGCAUGCGGUACUACUACGUCAGGAGGAACAGAAAGCAUACUACUUGCAUGUUUAGCUUAUCGUCAGCUUGCACGUGAACAUGGUAUCAAACAUCCAAAUAUGAUAAUUCCGAUCACAGCUCACCCAGCAUUUGACAAAGCUGCACAUUAUUUCUCUAUUAAAGUUAUUCAUGUUCCAUUGGAUCCUGUUACGUAUAAAGUAGAUAUGAUUGAAAUGAAAUCAUUAAUAACUGAUGAUACUUGUAUGCUUGUUGGUUCAGCACCCGGGUUUCCUCAUGGAAUUAUUGAUCCUAUUAAAGAGAUUGCAGAGUUAGGCUACAAGUAUAAUAUACCAGUACAUGUUGAUUGUUGUUUAGGUGGUUUCCUUUUACCAUUUAUGGAAAAAGUUAAUUAUCCCAUUGAACCAUUCGACUUUCAAUUGCCCGGUGUCACUAGUAUAUCAUGUGAUACACAUAAAUAUGGAUUUGCACCAAAAGGCACAUCUGUUAUUAUGUACAGAAAUCAAUAUUAUCGAUCCAAACAAUACUUUACUCAGACAACUUGGCCAGGCGGUAUAUAUGCUUCGUCAACUUUACCCGGAAGUCGAUCUGGUGCACUAAUCGCUACCUGCUGGGCAGCAAUGAUGUAUCAUGGAGAAAAUGGUUAUUGUAAAUCUACUAGACGUAUCAUCAGUACCACACAACAUAUUACAAAUGAAUUACGUAAAAUUCCGGGUAUUUUUGUACUUGGUGAACCAAAUGUUUCAAUUGUAGCAUUUAGUUCAAAUAGUUUUGAUAUAUAUAAAUUAAGUCAAUUACUAUCAAACAAACCAAAUGGACGUGGUUGGAAUCUGAAUAAUUUACAAUUUCCAUCAGCUAUUCAUUUAUGUGUUACAGAUAUGCACACUGGAAAAGGUUGUGCAGAUCGAUUUAUUCAAGAUGUAACUGAAAUUGCUAAAGAAUUAAUGAAGAAACCGAAUCAAAAAUCUGAAGGUUCAGCUGCUAUAUACGGAUUAUCUCAGAUGAUACCGGAUCGUUCAAUUGUUGCUGAAUUAGCUCAUUGUUAUUUAGAUGCAUAUUAUGAUACACCGAAUAAUAAUGAGUAAUAAUAAUAACAAUAAUAAAAGGUAAAGACAUUAUCUAACCAAUAAAGUUUAGCUUCUGGAAACUGAGAAUUCAAUUGCAUUCUUUACAACUUAUGUUUCAUGAAUAUUAUUAUUAUUAUUAGUAGUAAUAUUAACUUUUUUUAAAAUGGAAUCUAUGCGUCACUAGUACUUCGAUUUGUAAUUGCACCUUUUAUCUUGCGUGUAUUUUUAUUUUUGCUAGUUCUUUCAUUGAUUUCCUGUUUCGUUAUCAGUCCGUUUACCUAUCAUUGUUCGUUUAUUUACUUGUAUGAUGCAGUUAUUUCAUAUCUGAACUUGUCUUCUUUUUCCUCUUUUUGAGGUUUACAAACUCCAGUACAGUUUUUACUGUUGUUCAUAUCUUAUAAUUGUCACUCGUGAAUAAAAUUC
This is a messenger RNA of Schistosoma turkestanicum, 1882 nucleotides long. NCBI's taxonomy places the organism in Eukaryota, Metazoa, Platyhelminthes, Trematoda, Strigeidida, Schistosomatidae. The record is from the annotation of a GenBank genome assembly.